CAAAAUUGGCAAGCCUGUUAAACCUGGGCCUGGGCUGGCCAUCCCAGGGUCACUGGACUAGGAUGGGGGAUGGGCCUGUGACAGGAGGUGCCCUGGGUGUCCUCUUUCGGCCCCAUGGAGUCCUCUCCCAUCCCCCAGUCAUCAGGGAACUCUUCCACUCUGGGGAAGGUCCCUCAAACCCCAGGUCCCUCUACUGCCAGUGGGGUCCCAGAGGUGGGGCUGCGGGACGUGGCCUCGGAAUCUGUAGCCCUUUUCUUCAUGCUCCUGCUGGACUUGAUCGCUGUGGCUGGCAAUGCUGCUGUGAUGGCUGUUAUCGCCAAGACACCCGCCCUCCGAAAAUUUGUCUUCGUCUUCCACCUCUGCCUGGUGGACCUGCUGGCUGCCCUGACCCUCAUGCCCCUGGCCAUGCUCUCCAGUUCUGCCCUCUUUGACCAUGACCUCUUCGGGGAGGUCGCCUGCCGCCUCUAUUUGUUCCUGAGCAUAUGCUUCGUCAGCCUGGCCAUUCUCUCGGUGUCGGCCAUCAAUGUGGAACGCUACUAUUAUGUUGUCCAUCCCAUGCGCUAUGAGGUGCGCAUGACGCUGGGGCUGGUGGCCUCUGUGUUGGUGGGCGUGUGGGUGAAAGCCUUGGCCAUGGCUUCUGUGCCAGUGUUGGGAAGGGCCUCCCGGGAGGAGGGAGCUCUCAGCGUACCCCCAGGCUGCUCACUCCAAUGGAGCCGCAGUGCCUACUGCCAGCUUUUCGUGGUGGUCUUUGCUGUCCUUUACUUCCUGUUGCCUCUGCUCCUCAUCCUUGUGGUCUACUGCAGCAUGUUCCGAGUAGCCCGAGUGGCAGCCAUGCAGCAUGGACCGCUGCCCACGUGGAUGGAGACACCCCGGCAACGCUCUGAGUCUCUCAGCAGCCGCUCCACUAUGGUCACCAGCUCGGGGGCCCCCCAGACCACCCCACACCGGACGUUCGGGGGAGGGAAGGCUGCAGUGGUCCUCCUGGCUGUGGGGGGACAGUUCCUGCUCUGUUGGUUGCCCUACUUUUCUUUCCACCUCUACAUUGCCCUGAGUGCUCAGCCCAUUUCGACUGGGCAGGUGGAGAAUGUCGUGACCUGGAUAGGCUACUUCUGCUUCACUUCCAACCCGUUCUUUUAUGGAUGUCUCAACCGGCAGAUCCGAGGGGAGCUCAGCAAGCAGUUUGUCUGCUUCUUCAAGCCGGCUCCAGAAGAGGAGCUGAGGCUACCAAGCCGGGAGGGCUCCAUUGAAGAGAACUUUCUGCAGUUCCUUCAGGGAUUGGCCUCCUUGAUCUCUCUCCUCAUGGCAGUGACCCACCUCCAGCCCCCUGGACUAUCGGGUACAAGAGACUAAGGUUGGGAAUGGGAAGGGUGGGGUUUCCAUGGUCCAUUAAAUGCCUCCUACUCCCAUCCAUCGCUCUCAAAAUUAGCUUCAGUGACAAAGACUUAAGUCUCUCUCCUAUCUGCAGCCCUGGGUUGGAGAGAGGGCCUGAGAGUUGGGUUCAGAUGUUCACUAAUUGAGACUGUAGGAACUUGUUGGUUGCUAUCAGUGGUGAUAUUUGCAAGGGAGGGGGAAUAGUUGCAAAAUGGACAGGACACCCAUCUGGGACUACUUGUCUAUCCACUUCCCUCAGUUGAAUCAAGUAACAUUCAAGGGUUGAGGCAGGACAAGAGGGUGCUUUGAUCUGUAUUUGAACAAAUUCCUGGCUCACUGAACAUUAAAGGGAAGAUGGGCUGGUGGGAGUGGGAUAGUUUCCCCUUUGAAUGGCCAAUAAAUACUUUUUAUUAUAAAAAGUUAUUCUGAUAUCAACAUUUACUAUUUCAGUUCAAUUCAGUGCAUAAUAGUUGAAUACCUAGUAUUCUCUGGGAUCCACACAGUCACUGCCUUUGAGGAGUUCAUAGUCUAAUUAUAUCAGGUACCUUGUAUUUUUACAGAGCACUUAUAUCCGGUAAAGCAUUAAAGAAUGUUUGAGAAAUAUAUUGGAGAAUACAUUGGAGCUCAGUCCACUGCAGCAAGAUACCUACAUGGAAGCUUCCUGUGGAUUGUGGAACGUGUGAGGGUUGUAAAUGAAAUUCUAGCUGCAGACAAGAAUUUAUUAAGAAACUGGGCAAACAGCUUUCCCCCUUUAGAUGUAGGAGAAUUUACAGGUUUCUGUCUUCCUACCACCAGACUUACUUUAGUCUAGAACCUAUUACACUGAAGAAAUCCCUUAGAUAGUACAUCUACCAAGGAGAAUCCUUCGUGAUUGAAAAACAUGCUCUUCUCGCUCUCCUCCCUUUUAAGAUAAACUCAGAAGGGAGACAUCUCACUUGUAGAUAAGGGGUUCUCUUCAAACAUCAGGGAUCAGCUAGUAGGCCUUAAGCAUCGCCAGCAGGUGGCAGUGUGAGUCCAGUAGAAACAGGAAAGGAGCUUGCAUGGGGGAGUUGGGGGUGGGGAGAGGGAGUGAGGAGAGGGGAGAACAGGAAACAUUGUCUGGCAGCCAUUUUGUUAAUUUAUUUUGUCUUCUCCUUUGCCUUGCCCUCCAGCCCUUCCUUCACAUACAUCAAAAAAGAAAAUUUUAAGUGCAAGGAUAUCUCUAAUUCAGGCUUGUAUUUCCUGACACUGAACUCACUGGUGUUUAUUACAGAAUUUGACAUAGGCUGGUUCAUUUGCCACUUAUUUUUCCCUGAGUGGAUCAUGAAGGAAAUAAAAAUUUCUAUUAUGUUGACAACUCGCCCAACAGUUUCUGCCAUGACCAUCUUCCAGUUGUUUUCCAAUCACCAGGACCACUUGGUAAAGUUUUCUGUGUAGUUCUUGGCUGUGAAAGCUGUUCCUGGACAAAAUCUGACCUCUCUAGUGGGCUCAAGAAUCAACAGGUUGAGACAUCUGACCCGUCAGUUACUUUUCCUGUACCUGGGUGGUGUUGGGGUAACUUCCAAGCCUAGAUGAAAACUUUCUGUUUUUAGGUCUCCUCAGGUAACAUCUUACAGUGGCAUGGUAGAAAAGGGGUGAAUUUGGAGGCAGACAUCUACUUUUCACUGUGUGAACUUGGGAAAGAUGCUUAAUUUCUCUGAGCCUAUUUCUUCAUCUGUAAAAACAGGGGUAACAUUACCUACCUCACAGGGUUGUUGUGAGGAUUAAAAGAGAUGACCAUGUGGAAGCACCUAGCCAUACCUGGCAAAUAGGUACUCAAUAAAUAUUGGUUCUACCCUU
Molecule: messenger RNA, 3189 nt
Organism: Neogale vison (American mink)
Lineage: Eukaryota; Metazoa; Chordata; Mammalia; Carnivora; Mustelidae
Gene: GPR61
Product: G protein-coupled receptor 61
Exons: 2
Coding region: 115-1350 (411 amino acids)
Biological process (GO): G protein-coupled receptor signaling pathway
Cellular component (GO): endosome; plasma membrane; signaling receptor complex
Molecular function (GO): G protein-coupled receptor activity
Source: RefSeq, a predicted model, not a curated record